AUGAAGUUAUCUAGCCUUUUUCUCACAGCCUUAGCGGCUGGGAGCUGCCAUGCUAGAAAUGUCAUGCCGCGCGGUGGUCGUCCAACGGAUAUUAUCCACGAUGCUCACAAAAGAGAACUACUGCAGAACAUUGUGACUUUCGAUGAAAAUUCUUUGUUCAUCCGCGGCGAGCGCGUGACUAUCUUCUCUGCGGAGAUCCAUCCCUUCCGUCUCCCCGUGCCGUCGCUUUAUCUUGAUCUUUUCCACAAAGUCAAGGCCAUGGGGUUCAACAUGGUUUCGUUCUACGUCGACUGGGCUCUUCUGGAAGGCAAACCCGGAGAAUUCCGCUCGGAAGGUGCACUGGCAUUGCAGCCGUUUAUCGAUGCUGCGCAAGAGGCUGGGGUGUUUCUCCUUGCGCGCCCGGGACCUUAUAUCAAUGCUGAAGUGUCGGGAGGUGGAUUCCCGGGAUGGUUGCAGAGGGUCAAGGGCUUCUUGAGGACCAACGCUUCUGAUUAUUUGAGCGCUACCGAUAACUACGUCGAACACGUCGGUGCCAUCGUUGCAAAAGCUCAAAUCACAAACGGUGGGCCGGUGAUCCUGUACCAACCCGAGAAUGAGUACAGCGCUGCUGAGGGAACACCUUUUCCCAACCAUGAUUACCUAAAAUAUGUCAACGAUCAAGUCCGCAAGGCUGGUGUUGUUGUUCCUCUCAUUAACAAUGACGCUUGGCAAGGUGGCACCGGGGCUCCAGGAACUGGACCUGGAGCUGUUGACAUCUACGGACAUGAUGGUUAUCCUGUAGGAUUUGACUGCACCAAGCCGUAUAAUUGGCCGAAAGAUGGUCUGCCAACGACGUGGCAUGCAGAGCACGAGGACAAAAGCCCCAACACUCCUUACUCAAUCAUUGAGUUCCAAGGAGGAGGUUUCGACCCACCUGGCGGCGCUGGAUUUGAUAAAUGUUAUGAGCUUACUAACCAUGAGUUUGCUCGUGUCUUUUACAAGAACAACCUUGCUGCGGGUGUUACCAUCUUUAACAUAUAUAUGACAUGGGGAGGUACCAACUGGGGCAACCUUGGUCACUCUGAUGGUUACACCUCAUAUGACUACGGCGCAGCAAUCAAAGAAGACAGAACAAUCACUCGGGAGAAAUACUCAGAGAUCAAGCUCCAGGGCCACUUCCUACGUGUCUCCCCAGUCUACGCCACCGCACAACCAAGCAAUUUCACCACCACAAAGUAUACCGACAACAAGAACAUCGCUGUCACGGCACUGACUACCAAGAAAGAUGAUACUUUCUACGUUGUCCGCCACGCAGACUACCGCACCACAGACUCGGCGACUUACAAGCUCAAAGUUCGCACAUCAGCAGGAACACUAACCAUUCCUCAACUCGGCGGUUCGCUUUUCUUGCACGGAAGGGAUUCCAAGAUUCACGUCGUGGACUACCCCGUUGGGAAGCAUAGACUUGUUUACUCUACUGCUGAGGUCUUCACCUGGAAGAAGUUUCACGAUAGAACUGUGCUGGUUCUUUACGGUGGUGCGGAUGAACUCCAUGAAGUUGCCAUCAAGGAUGAGACGAAGCUCAAAGUCGUUGAAGGUGAUGGCGUCAAGAUUGAGCAAAAGAAGAACGCAGGUGUCUUUCAGUUCAAAACUAGCUCGAAGCGUCGCGUUGUUCAGGCUGGUUCGCUUCAUAUCUACUUGCUAGAUCGCAAUUCCGCGUAUAACUACUGGGUCCCCGACAUUCCAGCAAAGGGUAAGAAUGGCGCUUUUGGUUCAUCCGUCAUGAACCCUGACUCGGUUAUUGUCAACGGUCCUUACCUGGUUCGAUCCGUCGCCGUCCAGGGCGCUAAGCUUUCGAUUCAGGCGGACUUCAACACCACCACCCCUCUAGAAGUUAUUGGUGCUCCCAAGAGUACAUCCAGUCUGCUUAUCAACGGUAAAAACACCCAGUUCAAGAAGUCCAAGCUGGGUAACUGGGUCGUCAGCCCGGAAGUUAAACUCCCAAGCAUCAAAGUCCCUGACCUCAAAUCAUUGGAUUGGCAGUACGUCGACUCUCUUCCUGAAGUGAAGAAAGAUUUCGACGACUCCAAGUGGCCCGAUGCGGAUCUGAAAACUACAUAUAACUCGAAAUGGCCUCUGAACAAUUCCGUCUCGCUAUAUGGAGGCGACUACGGCUUCCAUGCUGGCGCUCUGGUAUUACGUGGGCACUUCACCGCCGAUGGAUCAGAAUCAAGCUUCAAAGUCUGGACCUUUGGCGGACGCGCGUAUGGAAGCUCAGUCUGGCUUGAUGAUAAGUUCCUGGGUUCUUUCACUGGCUACGGGACUGCGAAUAACGACACUUCGACAUACAAGCUUCCAAAGACGCAAAAGGGUAAACGUCAUGUCAUUACUGUCAUAGUCGAUAAUAUGGGCCUGAACGGCAAUUGGGUGCCUGGGAUGGACGAGACGAAGCAGCCCCGUGGUAUCUUAGACUGGGCUAUUCAAACAAAGUCUGGCAAAGAGACGAAGAUCUCGAAGUGGAAGAUCACAGGAAACUUUGGCGGUGAGGAUUACACGGAUAAGUUCCGCGGACCGCUCAACGAAGGUGGUCUAUACUUUGAACGACAAGGAUAUCAUCUCCCAUCUCCCCCGUUGGACAAAUUCAAGUCUGGCUCACCAUUCAAGGGCCUCAAAAGCCCCGGCGUAGCAUUCUACACAGCCAAACUGAAGCUCAGCCUGCCUUCGGACAAAUUUGACGUUCCUUUAUCCUUCGUUUUCAAGAACAACACCGAAAGCACAGGAGCUUAUCGCGCGCUCCUCUUCGUCAAUGGGUUCCAGUACGGACGCUAUGUCAGCAACGUUGGCCCACAGAGCGUCUUUCCUGUUCCAGAAGGUGUACUUGAUUACCGCGGUGAUAAUUGGAUUGGUGUGUCGCUGUGGGCGUUGGAGAAGGGUGCGAACCUGGAGGAGUUGAGCUUGGCGGCGGGUGUUCCUGUGCAGACUGGUCGAGAACCUGUCAAGGUCGUCAAGGGGCCUAAGUACGCUCGCCGUCGUGGGGCUUAUUAA
Messenger RNA from Fusarium sp. VM40, 3024 nucleotides. The record is from the annotation of a GenBank genome assembly. Lineage: Eukaryota; Fungi; Ascomycota; Sordariomycetes; Hypocreales; Nectriaceae.